UUGAUUGUUCUGUAGGAAUGACGUGUCAAACAGAUCGGAUAUAAAUACCGGUAAAUAACACGACUUGUCACAGACGGCGGCCAGACACUGAAACAACAUUCAAGUAUUGGUGCCUUCACAAUAGCAAAGUUUAAACACUCUACAAUGGCGAUGUUCCUGAUGAGCCUUGGUCUUGGCUUGUCAUCUGCUGCAGCAGCGACAGCAGCGACAGUAGCGGCACCAGCGAAAGCAGCGGCACCAGCGUAUGAGUGGAGAAGUAUCAACGCCACCUACGGGGAUGAGACAAUGCUCCUGGACGUGGCAAUCGGAGAUGGCAUCAUUGAACUUCACUCCCACAAACCAGACAAUGCGCCAACCACUUUCAGAGAAACAAGCAACAUCCACGUGUUUUCCAGGCAACUUGUUGCCAUGAGAAAUUCCGUGGACAAAGAAUGCUAUGUCAGACAUAUCAUAGAAUCCUUUGAAGAUUUGAAAGAGAAAAUUGGCGGUAUUGAACAGCACGACGCAUCCAAAGGGAAACUCUCCGAAGACUGGAUCAACGUGAAGAAUGUUUGCCCCAUCGAGUCGUGGGCUGUGGAGGAGCUCCUGGGAGCUGAGAUCGACUGCUUCUGCCGCUUCCACAAAGUCUACUUCGUCGGUCUCGUGCACACCGGAACCGUGGACCUCACAACUCCUUCCAGACGUCACAAACGUGCAGCUGCUGCUGUCUUUGUUGCCAGCGCUUGCAGUUGCUGUUGUGGUCGCAGCCAAUGGGCUUAGCCGGAAUCCAUAGUAUUACGAGAAUAAGGCCUCUCAAUAUGGCCAAAGUAGAGUAUGCAUUUUCGAAAUUCAAAAUGAUGUUGUGAUAUAAGAGUUAAUGUGGAUAUUUACCUCAAUGGUUCAAUAAACAAAUGUUUAAAUUCAA
Molecule: messenger RNA, 904 nt
Organism: Haliotis rubra (blacklip abalone)
Lineage: Eukaryota; Metazoa; Mollusca; Gastropoda; Lepetellida; Haliotidae
Exons: 6
Coding region: 145-759 (204 amino acids)
Source: RefSeq, a predicted model, not a curated record